AAGAUGCAGAUGAAACCGGCCGAGCUGCACCGGGACAGAGAGCAAGAGCUGCACAUCCGACAGUUUUCCUCAGUAUAUCACCAGGUAAUGGCUCAGCACUUUUGUUCCGACUUUGAGUGGAACGGUGCCAGGUCCAUUUGAGGAAGGCAGAGAGGGGGAGAAAGAUAGUUAAGUGGACUAAUCCACAUGCACCGGCUGCGAUAGAGAGUAUUGUUAUGCAAGCAGAGAGGGAGCGUUUUGAUCCUGACAGCAGACUGGGAUGCUGCUGUCUUCCGUGCUGCUUGCACAGGAGGACGUUCCCUGUCCCAUUUAGGAAUGAGCUUCUAGGGGAGAAUCUUAUGUUUGGUGCUGCGUCGGAUUAACACCUUCAUUUUAGACGCAGGCCAUCUGAGCCAUGAGCAGUUUACCCCGAAACACUAAGAUGGAACCCAAGCAGCCGUACAGCAGUGGCCUGCAGUUCCAGCAGGGGACGAAACGUCAUCACUCUUUCUCCUCAUCCUCUGCCACUUCGGGUCCUACAGAGCUGCUGCAAACUUCUGCGUUCCAGCACCUGCUGCAGCACAACACUGGGAUAUAUUCUCAUCAUAGUCCAAGAGCUACGGCGAGAACGGACGGGACCUGUUCAGCCUACAGCAGCCCCCGCAUACCAAAGAGAGAAACAGCUCGCUCCAAAGACACCCUGGAUCUGCGCUCUAGUGCUCUCACCCAGAAGGCUUUACGGGAUCUUCAGCUGCGGAGAAACACCAACAAGAACUGGACAUUCGGAAAGUAUCGAACAAGAAAUGUCGAUAACGCCGACGCACGUGAAGCCUUCUGUGGUAGAGGACGUCUCCUUUUCUCCAAAGGUGCAAAUGGGAAUGAAGUAACAGGCGGGAUAGGAGGCUUCCAGAGAGAGAUGAGAAGCAUUUCAAAUCAGGGGAUUUCAGAGGCAGCCUCGUCUGGCACCAAAGGAAAGUCCAAGUGUCAAAUGUUCAACAUGCCACGCAGAGCCAGUGAGCCAGACACAGUGAACAUGGCGGCUGUGGCUCCCUUCAGGUUCAGGUUUCGGGAGGAGCCAGACACUACCACGGAUGACCUGAGUGACUGCUCCUCUGACUCGAUGGAGGUUUGCUGUGAGGAUCUGGACCCGGAGUCGCAGAGGAAACGCACCGUGCAGAAUGUCCUUGACCUUCGCCAGAAUUUGGAGGAUACGAUGUCGAGUCUGCGGGGCUCACAGCUGAGCCAUAGCUGCCUGGAGAGCAGCAACGUGGGCUACGACAGCGAUGAAACUAACGCCCGCAGCAUCUCCAGCCUCUCCAACCGCUCUUCUCCUCUCUCCUGGCGCCACGGUCAGUCCAGCCCACGCCUCCAGGCUGGUGACGCCCCAUCCUCUGCCGGUGGGUACCAGGAAUCCAAGAGCGGCUCCCAGUACACCGCCCACACCAUGCCGGCCCGCUGCUCCAGUCGCCUCAGCAGCACUUCUCGUAUUGAGCUCAUCGAAGGACUGGACGUGGACACGGAUCUGAAGUCUGGAUACCUGAGCGACACAGACCUCGGAAAGAGCCUCCCGGAUGACGAGGCCGACCUGGCAAAUGGAUGGGACGAGAGCAGCUCCAUCAGCAGUGGACUCAGCGAUGGAGACGGCGACGGUUCCGAGAACAUCAGCUCGGAGGAGUUCAACCCCAGCUCGUCGCUCAACUCUCUGCCGAGCACGCCGCUAGGAUCCAGACGCAGCUCCUCCAUUAUGCUGCGCACAGAUGCAGAGAAGCGUUCUCUUGUGGAGAGUGGACUCUCUUGGUACAGCGAGGAGAGCAAGUCCAGCAGCAAGCUGGAACGUUCCGGCUACGACACUGGAAGUCUGAAGACGGAAGCUCCCAGCAAGUGGAGGAAGAAGCCGCCGAGCCUCAGCGAGGAGUCCGCCUUUAAAGCAGAAAUGAAAAAGCCGCAGAGUUUGGGUCAGCCUGGGAGUUUUCGGAAGACACGCAAUCCGCCUGUGGGGGUCACCUCUCCCAUAACGCACACAUCUCAGAGCAUGCUGAAGGUCGCAGCCCCCAAAACUGACAAGCCGCAGGACAAAUCCAAAAUAUCCAUCAAAACAUCCGGUCUUCAAAGGUCUCGUUCCGAUGCUGGCAGAGAUCACCACUCUGAGCACCGCAAACCUCCCUCAGGUUUAGUCAAGCCCACAGCUGGAGCCUCCUUUGGCUACAAGAAACCUCCAGCAGUCACCGGUACCGCCACCGUCCUGACAGCAGGUGGCGCCACCAUCUCUAGUGGCUCAUCCACCUUGGGGAAAACCCCCAAGACGUCUGGCAUCCCAGUGAAGCCGGUGGGGGGAGGACCACCCACUGGCCGCAAGAACAGCUUUGACGCCAGCAGCGAGCAGAGCUUCCUGGGGCCAAAUACACGGAAUAGUAUUCAGUACCGCAGCUUGCCUCGUCCUGCCAAGUCCAGCACCCUCAGCGUGAUUGGGCGACCGUCGUCCCGGCCUGUCAGUGGCACCAUUGAUCCCAGUCUGUUGAGUCUGAAGCCCGUGCCCAUGGCAUCAGCCGGUCCCAGGGUCAAAGAGCUAAGCAGUUCCAACAUGAAGGUGUCCACUCGCCCGAGCUCAGGUCCGGUGAACCAGACCGACCGGGAGAAGGAGAAGGAGCGCGCCAAGGCCAAGGCCGUCUGUGCUGACAUAGACUCACUGAAAGGAGAAGAAUCUCAGUCUGAAUCCAUCAGAGAGUCUGCGGUCAAACAGCACGGACUGAGGAGGACCAGCAGCAGCAAAUACCCUGAGCUGUCUUCACCCACCUCACCAAGGAUGCUGAACACAAAGUCUUUGGGACGUCCUCCUAGUCUGGCUCACCUGGACAAGGUGAACUCCAACAGCCUGGACUCCUGUGUGACCAUCCAGGACCUACCCCCUAAAGUACCCCCGUAUUCCAAACUUCAGGACUUGGCCGGCUCCCACACCGCGUCUCGUCUCACCCCCAGUCCUGCACCGGUGCUUCACAUCGACUCGUACACCAGCGAAAGCCUGAGCGGGUCGCCCUUGCUUUACCCUAAACUGACUGGCAUGCACCGCAGCAUGGAGUCCCUACCGCUGCAGAUGAGCGUGCCCUCCAGGUUUGCGACCACGGAGAUGCCGGACAAGGAGAGGAGCACAGGAACAUGGGGGGCUGGGAGUAGAACAUCCCUCACCCUCUCCGAUAGCCCUCAGACUGACAGAAACACUUUGCCGAAGAAAAGUUUAGAACGCUACAGCUCCAGCCUGUCAGAGAGUGAAGAAGUCAAGCCGGGCCGGCGCCACUCCCACAACAUAGUCAGCAUGACAGAGAGUGACAGCCCCCCUCAGCUGCCGUCACCCACCCGCCCCCUCCACCUCUCCUCUGCGAAGACCCCCCUCACCAAUGUUGUCGCCCCAAUUUCCACUGGCAGCCCUAGAAUAUCACGCUCCAACAGCAUUGGGCCCCCCAGUGACUCAGCCUGCGAUCUGUAUGGAUCUUCCCCCCUGGGCAGCAGCAUGUCACUGGCAGAUCGGCCAAAAAGCAUGAUGCGUUCGGGGUCUUUCCGAGAACCAGGAGAGGAUGUUCACGGCUCUGUGCUCUCACUGGCAUCCAAUGCUUCAUCCAACUAUUCCUCGAACGAGGAGAGGAUACAAGGAGAGCAAAUUCGCAAGUUGAGACGAGAGCUGGAAUCUUCCCAGGAGAAGGUGGCCAACUUGACGAUGCAACUCUCUGCGAAUCAGCUAGGCCAGGCAAAUUUGGUUGCAGCUUUCGAGCAAAGUCUGGCGCUGAUGACAGCCCGUCUGCAGACCCUGUCUGUCUCCUCGGAACAGAAGGAUUCUGAGCUAACUGAGCUGAAGGACACCAUUGAGAACCUGAGAGCCAAGAACACAGAGGCGCAAGAAAUCAUUCAAGGAGCUCUGAGCAAUCCUGACAUCACACCCAAAGAGCUGCUGAUCAACCGUCAGAACUCCUCUGAGAGCUUGUCCAGCCUCGCCAGCACCACCAGCCACACCAGUCACUCCAGCAUGGGCAGCUUGAAAGAGCAGGAGGCCAAGAAGAAGAAGAAGAAGAGCUGGCUGCGCAGCUCCUUCAAUAAGGCGUUCAGCAAAAAAGGCUCCAAAACAGCCGGAUCCUAUGCGGACAUUGAAGAAAUAGCCACCCCAGAGUCCUCGGCGCCAUCGUCACCCAAGGUUCACCAUGAUGGUGAAAGCCCGUCUUUAAUGAAAUCGUCCGCUUCUGCAUCAUCAUCAGGACUCUGUGAGGGCGGAGAUUCGGGUGAUGACAAGGUUGUGACCAACCUGCGAUCAGAACUUUGGGAGAAGGAGCGUAAAUUGACGGACAUCCGUUUGGAGGCCUUGAACUCGGCUCAUCAGCUGGAGCAGCUGCAGGAAACCAUGAUCAACAUGCAGAGGACAGUGGAGAGCCUGAAGGCGGAGAACGAUCAUCUGAAGACAGGAACUCCAUGUCCCUCUCCUGGUCCGUCCAGCUCGGCCUCGCAGUCAUCAGGUCUCACUGCUUUAGGGAACUCUUCACCCCGGCAGUCAGUUGCCGUGCACUUGCCCAAAAGCUACAGCAGGGGGAUGAGUGAAGGAGCAGGUACUCUUAUAAGUCUUCGAUCAGAUCAAAGGAAAUGUGAUUAUGUUAUUUUUUUCUCUCCUGCAGACGUCCUCUCUGCAGAUUCCCUCAGCUUUUCUUCACACAGAGAUGAUCACCGUGUUCGUGUGGUCGUGUGUGUGGCGGACUUGCACGUCUUUAAAGAUGAGGUCAAGCAGCAGGAUUUCUUCAUCGGCACAGUGCGAGUGAACGGCCGGAUGGACUGGUCCAUGCUGGAUUCUGCUGUCAGUCAGGCCUUCAAGGUCUACAUUGCAAAGGUGGACACCGCCUCCAGUCUGGGUCUGUCCACUGACUCCAUCUACAGCUACAGUAUGGGCCACAUCAAAAGAGUCCUGGGAGGAGUGGCUCCAGAGACCCAACCAUCUCGCUGCAUGUCCCGCGGCCCCAGUGCCAUCACCGUAGCUCUCAAAGGUCUGAAGGAGAAGUGUGUAGACAGCCUGGUGUUUGAGACCCUCAUCCCCAAACCCAUGAUGCAGCACUACAUCAGUCUGCUUCUCAAGCAUCGCCGAAUCGUCCUCGCUGGACCCAGCGGGACUGGCAAGACCUACCUAGCCUCCCGGCUGGCCGAGUACCUGGUGGACCGAAGUGCUCGCGAGGUCUCUGAAGGCAUCGUGGUCACGUUCAACAUGCAUCGUCAGUCCUGCAAGGAUCUGCAGCUUUAUCUUUCCAACUUGGCCAACCAGAUCGACCGAGACACCAACUCUUCAGAAAUACCUCUGGUGAUUAUUCUGGACGACAUCCAUGACACAGCUGCCCUCAGCGAGCUGGUGAACGGAGCUCUCACCUGCAAAUACCACAAAUGCCCGUACAUUAUUGGAACAAGCAAUCAACCCGUGAAGAUGACGGCAAACCACAGUCUACAUCUCAGCUUCAGGAUGGUGACGUUCUCCAACAACGUGGAACCCGCUAACGGCUUUCUGGUCCGCUACCUGCACCGGAAAAUGAUGGAGUCCGAGGACGAGAAGAGUCUGACCAACGAGGACCUGCUCAGGGUUUUGGACUGGGUGCCCAAACUCUGGUACCACUUGCACACAUUCCUGGAGAAGCACAGCACGUCUGACUUCCUGAUCGGUCCGUGCUUUUUCCUCUCCUGUCCGGUCAAAGUGGACGAGUUCCGAACGUGGUUCAUUGACCUUUGGAACCACUCCAUCAUUCCGUACCUGCAAGAGGGCGCCAAAGACGGGAUUAAGGUGCAUGGUCAGAAGGCCGUGUGGGAGGACCCGGUGGAGUGGGUUAGGGGCACGCUGCCUUGGCCGUCCGCCCAGCAGGACCAGGCCAAGCUCUUCCAUCUUCCCCCUCCGAGUACUGGCUCCAGCAGCCCAGGUCAGUCCCUUGAGGAGCGACCUCACAAGGAGACGACACCAAGCUCCACGGAGUCUGAUCCACUGAUGGCUAUGCUUCUGAAGCUUCAGGAGGCUGCGAAUUACAUUGAAUCCCCCGACAAAGAAGAUCUCAGCCUGCCCAAGCUCUGAACCUCGAUACUUCUCUCAAAGCCAGACAUCAUUUUCUGUCAAAGGAUUCACGUUCUCUUACUCACACGGACUCUUGGGUCACCGCCCUAACCCAGUCGGUGCUAGCACUCAUUGCCGCAGACUUCAGGUCAUAUCCCCCAGCGGCCUGCAGUGCAUGAUGGGAUGCCGCUCUCUCAAAAGAGUAUGACAGCAUGCGUUAUGUUUAUCACUGAUCAGUACAUAUCUGCUGUUACAGUCUUUUUUAAGGCCAAAUAAUGUACAUAUGCAAUCCAGAAGUCAAGCAGGUGAUAGAUGCCUUAAAAACAACGUCAACUUCAGCUGGUGCUUCCAUUCACUCCGCCGCAGCGUUCACAUCCACUCUACUUCGGUUCUAACAACAAUUCAGGUAACUUAAAUGGAUUGCGCAGAGAGGAGCGGAUUUACUGCUGUCAUGCUCUUUUGAAUCCAACUAAAUCGGGGGGAAACUUGGUCUUUAAUGUGGAGAGUUAAGGUCUGUGCAAGUAGGAAGAUAAAAUAGAAUUGAAAUUAGUCAUCUGUGAACAGACUCAAUUUUAGUCCUGUGCUGGCUUUUUGCUAUCAAACUGGAAAGGUUAUGACCAAACAGUCUUUAGAUUUGGGCAAAGAGCAGUACAGCAGCUUUGUAGUAUUUUAAUGUACCUGUAAGGCGAAUCAAUCAAGAAUAUAUAUUAAUUUCUCCCCAAACUUGUCCCAUGCAUCAGUGAACUGACACUUUAGUGAGUCAGUGCUUGCUGUGGUCAAGUCUGCAGCAGGUCUGCUGUGGUCAAAAACACUUGAAUAAAUGCCUCCUGCCAUUAGAUCACUUUAGAUAACUUGGCAAAAUCCAAAAGUUGCUACGCCUGAGUAAUGGAUCUGCAACAGUAUUUGACAGCUACAGUUACAGUAUUAGAGACUAAAUAUAGUUUUGUUCUUCAAUACUUUUCAGUAUGUGUUGGAAGAGUUUGCUUGAUGAUUUUUAAGCAUAACAACAUUCAACUCUUCCUUCUUACUAGUCAACCAGCGAGCACCAACCAGGACAAAAAGUGCCACCAAAAUAAGUGUUCAUUCAUUUCUAUCUAUGAAAAACUGAACAUUUUAAUUGAACGAAAAAAACAGCUUUUAAAAUGGUGUGUCUGCAUAACUUCUGAUGUAUUGCAAACUCAUGUACUGUAUACUCGAGUGACUCAUUCAUUAGCCUUACUCGGUCACAGGGGGUGGAGCUUGUCCCAGCUGCAUAGGGCAAGAGGCAGAGGUAAAUGGUGGACAGGUAACUCCCCAAACACUCAGUGGCUCCUUCUGAGGAUUUCAAGAGUCUUGCUGGAACUGGACAAACCCUGUGAUGCUUGCACUCAGUUAGAGACAAGUUACAAAAAAAGGAAGUGGAGGUUUUUACCUCCAGUUACCAGGAAGCGUUGUAGUUAAUUCAGCGAUGAUCAUGUCUUCAGUCACUGAGCACGACCCUAAUUCUCCACUGAAUGAUUGUCUUGCCGCUCAACUGUACUUUUCAGUUGCUCAUACAUUUAAUGCAAGAAGAUGCUGCUGAAAACUUGGGAGAAAGAAUCGGUAGCCGAUAUAUAAUCCAUAUUUGACUUCCCCAUACUCAUAUAUUUUUAUUUAUCUAUUUUAGGGAUUUUGUGAAUGAAAUCAAAUCAACCCUGAAGCUCAGAUUAAUGUUUUAAAAAAGGGAAUAAAUUGUGAGCUUUUAAAAAUGAAGUUUGACUCCCAAGUGUGGUUGAGUGAACUCUUGGGAUCAACCUUUCCACAGCACCAGUCAUGUCACUAGACAGAAAAGAGGAGUGACAUUAAAGCUACCUAAUUUAAGAUUUUGCACUUACUAGAUAUAAAUGAACCUUUUUGUAUGUAAAUCUUGACGUGUAGAGGUGCUUUUCACAACUUUGAGUUUGGCCGCUCAGGCUGAAGUGUGUGGUGAAAAUGUGAAAUAGAUUUUUAUCUAGGCUCUUUUCCCGACAAAGACAUCAUGUGACACGUUUGUGUAUGUGGAUGUUGUGAAAAAAAAAUGUGGUGAAAAAUUUGUAAAGAGAAGAUACGGACCGGUGCUCAGACGUCACAAACCCUGUAAAUGAAUGUGGAACCACUUAAAGGACCAUUCCAUAUGUAGGAUUUUCAACAAGUCUCGAGUCAACGAGUCGACUAAAAAGUAGCUGCCAGAGUUAAUGAACAUUGCGUGUGGUGGGUGAUCAAGAAUCAUCGGCUGUAGCUGCUCAUCUCAUUCACUGGUUGUUGUGCCUGUCGCUGCGUGGUGGCUGUGAUUCGUGUACAUGUCUCGGGACUAUGCAGCAACUUCUAAUAGCGUUGGCUUCGAGAAAAGCGAGCAGAAAGUCAACCUUUUCUCUUCUCAUCUGGCUUCUGAUCUGGACAAACUUUGCUGACGUCGGAACUGUUGGGCGCUGCCCGGGACUGGACUGAUUCUCGAAGCCAAAAACAGAUCUGAGCGGCCAGAAUAUGUUGCUGGAUAGUCUUAUUCCUGCAAAGCUUCCUGGGGACUCAGUGGACGAUUGAAAAAAACUGUUAUGCAGUAGCUAGCUUGGGUGCAUUGUGCUCACUUGAGUUUAAAACAGCUCUUUUGUUGUUCUGUGGAAAUUGAUUUUUUUUAAACUUAAUUUAUUUUUGUCAAUUUUCAGUAACAGUGACUAAAUGCAAGGAUAAUUAAGUAAAAUAUUUAUAUUUAUCAGUUACAUAAGACUUAAAAUAUAUUUUAAUGAAUCUAAAUAUAUGUAGAAUUAGUUGAUACUUAAAUAGCUAAUACAGUUUUAUUGAAUACAAUUUAAAUUUAAAAAUGUUUAUCUAGUUUGUCUUAAUUUAUUGCCUUUGUUUUUUUUCUGAAUUAAAUGUAAAUUCUUCUUGACAAAAAAAGUGUCCUGGUAUUAAAAAAUAUAUACAUAUUAUAUAUGAAAAAUGAGCUGUUAAGAUGGAAAUGUAUGAUCUUAACUUAAGAAUGAUUUAUAUCCAGAUGAAUUUAGUGCUUUAUGUUCUUCUGUUUCACUGAAACAGAAGAGCUGUUUUUAUCUCUGGUGAGCUGCUACACUUUGGUGGUAUGGAAUGCCACUGACGUACAAAUGUGGAGGGGUCUCUGUGUUGUAAAUGCAUGUAAACUCGCCGUGAGAUGGAAAAAAAGUUCAAUGUUUAGCUGAUCCAUCCUUAAAAAACAAUUUCCUUUUUACAAUAUUUGUAUUUUCCUUUUUCUUUUUUUACUGAAGAAUCCUUUGUAAAGCUUAAUUUGUCUAUUUUGUACAGGGCGUCAUUGUAAAGACUGUAAAUAGGGCGAGAUUCUCCCGGGUGCGGCAACAAUCACAAGUGGGGUGUCAGUAUGUUUCUGCAGAGGGGUCUGGCUUUGAACAGCGAAUGUUUCUGGCCGUUUUCAUUCACCAAUCAUUGUUUGUCUAAGUCAAUAAAAUACAUGUUAUAUUGAGUCUUCACUGUCCUUGUUUGGUACUCACAAGUCUUUCACCUGAAAUGGACCCUGGACUCAUCUCAUACUCAUCUUUGUAAUUGAAAAUUAGGUUAUUGUGGGAAAAUUGAAAGCUAAAUGCAUAUUGAUAUUUUUCUUGGGGAAUACAGGUGUG
Molecule: messenger RNA, 9636 nt
Organism: Synchiropus splendidus (mandarinfish)
Lineage: Eukaryota; Metazoa; Chordata; Actinopteri; Syngnathiformes; Callionymidae
Gene: nav1b
Product: neuron navigator 1b
Exons: 31
Coding region: 395-6055 (1886 amino acids)
Biological process (GO): nervous system development; microtubule bundle formation; neurogenesis
Cellular component (GO): axon initial segment; microtubule cytoskeleton
Molecular function (GO): ATP hydrolysis activity; ATP binding
Source: RefSeq, a predicted model, not a curated record